AUGAAUCAGGAAUAUGCAAAAACAAGAGAAUUACUUAACAAAUUUCUAGAAAAAAAUAUAGAACAAACCUUAGAAUCAGAUUCUUUUUUUAAUGAAAUUCGCACAGAACUACCUGAUUUCACGCCGAAUUUUCUAUUCUACACAAGGGUAGAACGUUCUUACCAAAAUUUGUAUGUGGCUAAUCCUCAAUUUCUCCUUGGAGGACUUGUAGGCUUGCCUUCAUGGUUUAAUGGCCUCAGAACACUUCUUCAUGGGCUGGCUGAUAUUGAUGAUGCUCUCAGCGAUAUUGAUGAGUCCAAGAGUCUUAGUCUUGAUUGCUUUAGCUUACACUUUUUUAAAGAAGCUUGGGAUAUUAUAAAGGAGGAUGUUUAUACGGCUAUUUUGCAUUUCUUUAAUGAUGGUGCUAUGUAUUCUCCUAUAAACAUUACUUCUAUCACUCUUGUUCCGAAGAUUUCUAAUGCCUCAAAGCUAAAGAAUUUUCGGCCAAUCUCUUGUUGCUAUUCAGGCUUUAUUCCUGGUAGGCAAAUCUGUGACAACAUUUUGCUUGCUACUGAUCUUAUUCAAGGUUAUAAAGUAGAUAUGGCGAACGCGUAUGAUUUUGUUGAGUGGUCUUUUCUUAAGUGUGUUAUGCAGCAGAUGAUUUUUCCUUCUCCAUUUAUCAAUUGGGUGAUGAGUUGUAUGUUUGAAGAGGAAGAAAGGCGAUAUCAUUUCCAUCCUAAGUGUAAGUGCUCAGAGGUCAUGGAACUUUUAUUUGCUGAUGAUCUUCUUGUUUUUCUUAAAGCUAAUCUUCCUUCUAUGCAUGCCUUGAAUCUUGUUCUAUAUGAUUUUUCUAUGGUUUUUGGUCUUUCUAUUAAUAAACGCAAGAGUGCUCUCUAUGUUGCUGGUGUAGAUGACGCUAUGAGUUUUAGGCUUGUUCAAGCUAGUCAAGUUCCUAAGGGUGUUCUUCCUUAUAGGUAUCUUAGGGUCCCUUUAUCUGCAAAAAGGCUUGGUAUUCAGGAUUGCUUAGUAUUGGUGGAGAAAAUUACGAGUAGAAUUAAUCACUAG
This is a messenger RNA of Amaranthus tricolor (Joseph's coat), 1044 nucleotides long. RefSeq lists its product as uncharacterized. NCBI's taxonomy places the organism in Eukaryota, Viridiplantae, Streptophyta, Magnoliopsida, Caryophyllales, Amaranthaceae. The transcript is spliced from 6 exons. The record is from RefSeq and is a predicted model, not a curated record. The coding region runs from base 1 to 1044 and encodes 347 amino acids.